Molecule: messenger RNA, 876 nt
Organism: Ogataea philodendri
Lineage: Eukaryota; Fungi; Ascomycota; Pichiomycetes; Pichiales; Pichiaceae
Exons: 1
Coding region: 1-876 (291 amino acids)
Biological process (GO): ubiquitin-dependent protein catabolic process
Cellular component (GO): cytoplasm
Molecular function (GO): ubiquitin conjugating enzyme binding; ubiquitin binding
Source: RefSeq, a predicted model, not a curated record
AUGAGCGACACUUCUUCGAAAACGCCAGAACCGGUUGCCAAGCCGGCCACAGAAACCCCCGCCGAGGACACGGCGCCCCCACCUAUGCCCAAACGGCCGCUCAGUGCGUCCGAGCAGGCCGUCAAGGACCUGAAGGAGGCGUUCCCUGGCGUGGAGGACAAGUACGUCAAGAUGGCGUUGAUUGCGUCACAGGGCCAAUUGGACCCGGCCUUCACCGCGCUGCUGUUUCUGUCGGAUCCCACGUCGGACAUCACGAUUCCUGACGUGCAGACGAAGCCAAAACUGUCCGCCAGAAACUCGUUUGACCAGCGCAAACAGGUGGAGAGCGACGAGGCGUUGGCCCGCAGGCUCGCACGCAACUACGAGGGCCGUGCUGCUGGUGCCAAGACAGCCCCACCGAAACCAAAGCGCAAGCCCGUGUGGGCGGCAAUUGAGGACGACGGGUCGGAGAAAGAGGACGACUUCGUGGACUCGCUGGCCAAAAAUGUGGAGGAGGCCCGCAACACAGUGGGGGGGUGGCUCGGCAACAUUGCCAAGAAGAUCCAGACCGAGGUCAACACGGUGCAGCAGGGCCAGGGCGAGAACCAGCUGUUCAACGCACUGGGCAGAAAGUCCAGCGUCCAGUCCAGCAGAACGUCCAGAGACAGCACGUCUCCUCCUCCAGCAAGACCUGUGCGGCCGCAAAAGACAGAGUCUGUGGCUGAGGUCGAGCGCGACGUGGCUGGUAUCAAGCUAGAGGAUGCCACUACGGAGACAGAGCAGAAGAAGAACGCGCCGAUCUCGACGAUCGAUCCUGCUCCGGUCGCAGACGACACAUUCGCGGUCGACGACAGCGACGAGGAGGAGGAGAAAAAGGAAGAAGCCAAGAAGGAGUAG